This is a messenger RNA of Danaus plexippus (monarch butterfly), 3423 nucleotides long. RefSeq lists its product as uncharacterized. Gene Ontology annotation, biological process: DNA integration. Gene Ontology annotation, molecular function: nucleic acid binding. The transcript has 3 exons. The coding region runs from base 1 to 3423 and encodes 1140 amino acids. NCBI's taxonomy places the organism in Eukaryota, Metazoa, Arthropoda, Insecta, Lepidoptera, Nymphalidae. The record is from RefSeq and is a predicted model, not a curated record.
AUGGCAGUCGGAAAAAUCGGCGAGUUUGAGGUGGGAAAAGACAUAUGGGACUUGUAUGUGGAACGCCUGGAACAAUAUUUCAUUGUGAAUUUAGUGAACGAAGAGAUGAAGGUGCCGACGUUGAUAACCAUGAUGGGAGCUGAAUGCUACGAGCUAUUGGUUACUUUAUGCACACCCCAUAAGCCUAAGGAUAAAGAGUUUCAUGAAAUUGUAGAUAUUAUGAAGAAACAUCUUCAACCCAAACCGAGUGAGUUGGCCGAGCGCUAUAAAUUUCGGCAUAGACUGCAAAAAGCCGACGAGUCAAUGGCAGAUUACGUCGCAGCUCUAAAAAAAAUAUCGAAAACCUGUGAGUUUGGUCCCUGGCUAGAUGAAAGUUUGCGUGAUCAGCUAGUGUGUGGCAUUAAUAAUGAAACCAUAAGGCAACGUCUGUUCGCUGAGGAUAAGUUAAACUUUAGUCAAGCAUAUCGCUUAGCAUCUAGUAUGGAAACUGCUGAGAGGGAUGCGGCGAUUGUGGUCGAAGGUCAUAGAAGGGCAUCGAGCGCGGGAAACACAACGGACUGUCAAGCGAUUACGGUGGGGGCAACGUGGCGGAGGAAACAUCAAGCGGGCAGCGCGCGCGACUACGGUGACAGCGGAGCGGUGCGGGAGACCGGCCAGCGGGGGGGCGGCGGCGGCUGGGCUCGACAGCCAGCGGCGCGUGCCUCGGCAUCGAACAAAUCACAACACGAGCGCGGACAUAUGCAGGCGCAAUGCAAGGCGUGUGGGGGUGCGCAUGAAACUGCGGCUUGGAGACAAUGGAUCGCGGAAUUACGUAUACAAUUACCUAACUUAGAAUACGAUUGUGUUAAUAGGUUAGCGACCGACGAAGAAUUUAAUUUUAGUGCAUUUAGUUCCAGAUAUUGUAAUGUGUUCGCGGAUGGUCUGGGUCGGUUCUCGGGGCCGGCUGUGGGCAUACACGUUCGAGCCGACGCGCGGCCGGUGUUCAUGCGCGCGCGCCCGCUGGCGUACGCACUGCGCGAGCCGGUGGAGCGCGCGCUGCAGCAACACGUGCGCGACGGCAUCCUCACACCCGUCGAGCGCUCCGACUGGGCGACCCCGAUUGUGCCCAUCGUAAAGAAGGAUGGUAGUAUUAGGAUUUGUGCCGACUACAAGAUUACGCUAAAUAAAGUGCUGGAAAUUGACCGUUAUCCGUUGCCUAAGGUUGAGGAUUUGCUAGUGCGACUACAUGGAGGACAGCGGUUCAGUAAAUUAGAUCUGUCGCAGGCCUACGCCCAAUUCGUUUUGGAUGAUUCAAAAAAAUACACGGUGAUAAACACUCAUAGAGGCUUGUUCAUGUAUAACCGUUUAGUCUACGGUUUGGCGUCUAGUCCGGGAAUAUUCCAACGUCGUUUAGAAGAGCUCUUCGCCGAUUUGCCUCGGGUGGGGGUGUUCCUGGAUGAUGUUAUUAUAACAGGAGAAACUAAGCGGGAACACAUGGAAAACCUCCAUAAGGUGUUCGACCGUUUGGAAAAAUAUGGACUACGAGUAAAAAAAGAGAAAUGUGAAUUCUUUGCAAAAUCAAUACACUAUCUGGGGCAUAUUAUUAGCGAAAAAGGAGUCCAUACUUGUCCAAACAAAGUAAAGGCCAUACUCGAUACAAGGGCACCUUCGAAUAUUUCAGAAUUGAGAUCCUUCAUAGGUAUGGUUAUGUACUAUUCCAAGUUUAUAAAAAAUAUAAGUACCUUGUUAGCACCGCUUUAUAGAUUAUUAAAAUCAGGCGAAAAAUUUGUCUGGAGCAGGGAAUGUCAGGAUGUUUUUGGUAAAGUAAAGGAACGGUUAACGAGCGCCGAAGUGCUGGCGCAUUACUCGACGGAGCUGCCGCUGGUCGUGACGGCAGACGCCAGCAGCGUGGGCGUGGGCGCCGUGCUGGCGCACGAGACGACGGCCGGGGAGCGGCCCGUGGCGUACGCUUCGCGCUCGCUCACCGGUGCUGAACGACACUACUCGCAGAUUGACAAGGAAGCCUUAGCGAUUGUCUUCGCCAUACGGAAGUUUCAUCAAUACUUAUAUGGUAGAAAGUUUGUUUUGAGAACGGAUCACAAACCUUUGACACAUAUAUUAGGUGAUAAGGUGGGCAUCCCUAUUAUGGCAGCGUCCCGCUUACAGAGAUGGGCCGUACUUCUGUCAGGGGGCUGUCUUAUGUGGGGAUACAGAAUGGUGAUUCCCGAAUCGUUGAGAAAGCUGGUUUUAAAACAACUACACAGCAGUCACAUGGGCAUCAUUAAGACUAAGUCUUGGGCUCGUAGUUAUGUGUGGUGGCCGGGCAUCGAUCAGGACGUGGAGGGGCAGUGCCGCGCAUGCGACACCUGCGCGCAAGAAGCCGAUGCGCCGCCGCGAGUGUCGCCGACGCCUUGGCCUUACCACCUACAGCCCUGGUCGCGCUUACAUAUUGAUUUUCUCGGCCCAAUACGAGGUUUAACAUUUAUGGUUAUGGUAGACUCGACAUCUAAAUGGUUAGAGAUAUUUGAAAUGAAAUCGACGAAUGCGACGUCCGUCAUAAAGGUACUUCGUACGACUUUUGCAAGGUUUGGCUUACCGAUGGAAGUCGUUUCUGAUCAAGGGCCGCCAUUUAGCAGUAGUGAAUUUAAUAGUUUUCUAGUGAAUAAUGGGAUCACUCAAAGCUAUUCACCGGUCUAUCACCCAGCAUCAAACGGUGCCGCCGAAAAUGCCGUUAAACAGUGUAAACGAGCUAUUAAGAAGGCUUUUAGGGAUAAAGUUGAUGUGGACACCGCCUUGCAAACAUUUCUAUUAAUGUAUAGGAACACUAUUCAUAGUACUACUGGGGAAACACCAGCAAUUUUACUUCAAAAACGUAAAUUGCGGACACGAUUGGAUUUAAUACGAAACGAUGUGGGCUUGAAACAAAAGGUGCUUACGGUUCAAGAUAAGCAGGUCAAAAAUGCAGGUGGAGUGGAGCGAGAAUUUUCUCCAGGUGAUACAGUUUGGUUUAGAAGAUAUGGUGGUAACGAAAAGUGGGUAAAAGGUACAAUAAUGGAUAAGGAAGGUUCCAGGAGGUUGAUUGUAGAUAACGGUAACGGGCAAUUUCAAAAACGGCAUAUUGAUCAGGUGCGACGACGUACACGAUGGUCGUUGUCAAGCGGCACAGGUUCUAAUGUCACCUCUGAACGCAGUGCCGUGUCGGCAACGAUCGCAGGCGGGGAUGAGGAGGCCGUGGUGCGGGGGUGUGCGGUGGUGGAUGAGAGUACUACAGAUUCUAGUAUACCAGUAGUAUCAGGAACUAAACAGUCCUGUAGCCCAGCUACAGUCAAUUCAAACAAUAGUUCUGAAUCCAGUAACGCUCGUACACCACAGUCACAGCAACUCCAGCUGCGUCCUAAGCGUACACAAAGACCAGUUUUAAGAUAUGGUUUCGAACCUGACUAA